AAUUUCUAAGUCAAAUCAUCUACUCAGAUUACACAUUCUUGUUUAGCACUGCCCAGAAAACCCUCUCUCUCUCUCUCUCUCCCAAGAGGAACUUAAGAGAGAAGGGGUUUUGGCACAUAAUAAUGGCUGAUUCUUCUGCUUCAUACAUUCACAUGGUGCAUCAUCUAAUAGAAGAGUGUUUAUUAUUCAAUAUGAGCAAAGAAGAAUGCAUGGAAGCUUUAUCUAAGCAUGCAAACAUCAUGCCUGCCAUCACUUCUACUGUGUGGAAUGAGCUUGAAAAAGAGAACAAAGACUUCUUUGAAGAAUACAAGAACACAAGAAGGAAUAAUCAAACACAAACAGUUUCUUCUUCUUCUUCCUCCUAAAAACAUUAAUCAUCGUCAAUUUAUUCGAUUAUAAAUGCUUUCAAUUAAUCACUUGUACCUAUUGCUUUAGAGUUUGUACCCUUAAUUCGAGUUGUAUGAAUCAUGUAUAUCAAGCUUUUGUAUUAAUUUGGUUCGCGUUGUUUUC
Molecule: messenger RNA, 510 nt
Organism: Cynara cardunculus var. scolymus (artichoke)
Lineage: Eukaryota; Viridiplantae; Streptophyta; Magnoliopsida; Asterales; Asteraceae
Exons: 3
Coding region: 123-365 (80 amino acids)
Biological process (GO): developmental process
Source: RefSeq, a predicted model, not a curated record